GUUCGCACAAAUUCUAAGCGAGCUCGCGCGCGCACAUUCCCACUGGUUCGCAACAACUUGCAACAGGAUUUUAUACCGUCAAGGGCCCCUGGAGAAUGGAGAUCCAAUCACCAUGGGCGCCCAGCUACUGCAUCGCAGAUAAUGCCGAAUUGACAGGUCUGGCAUUUUAGAAUUAUACUUGUGCGCGCAUAGGCUGCUCGAUCCAAACUCGGUAACUCCUGUGCUCGGAGGAUCGUGGCCCGAAGUUCUGGAUCCGAUGCUGUAGUCUCUCCCGCCGAUGCGGAUAACCCCCGGCUCCCCUAGUUCCAGCCUAUCACAGGCACCAGGAGCCGCUUCCCGGCGGGCACUGGCCGGCAGGCAAUGAUUCCGCCCACCUGUUCAGCGCGGCCGGGGACUCCACCAAGACACGGGCACGGGCACGAGGCCACGAGUCCACGACUCCCAACCGAAACGCGCGAGUUAUUACGCUUUACGCGCGGACACGGCGGCCACCCGCCCGUGCCGUGAGGCCGUGACCCGAAACGCUCCAUUACUCGCGCGGCUUAAAGCGUUUCCUCCCUUUCCUUUCCCUUCCCUGCCUGCCUCAGAUCUCGCCCACCUGCUGCUAGGCUCGCCACUUCCGUCUACCUCCCCGCCUCGAUCGCCGUCGAGCUCCCCCACGCUUGACUGACCCCAUCCGCGCUUGGAUUGGUGGCCAGAGGGCGACGCGCCCAGCUACCUACCGGUUCCUUCCUCUGAAUUGGCCGCAGCUAGCUGUUCCACCUCGCUGUUCUUGGCCCAGCUGCUCUCUGCUCUUGUCGAGGGAUGGUCCAGUGCUGCUCCAACAAGGCUCCCCGCCGACAUUGAGCUACUGUGCCUUGCCGCUGCCGAUUCGAUCGGGGUUCCUCUCUGGAUCGUACCGUGGCGGCUGUCCGAUGGGCUGCACGGGGUCCAGGCACGCGCUGCGCGGCGGCGUCCGGGGUGGCGGCCGGUCGCCGCACGCGCGGAGCCGCUCCGGCGCCGUUCACCACACCGUUGCGCUCAAGUCCUCCACGCUGGGGUCGCUCAGCCUCGACCGGGACGAGGAGGAGAUGAUGAAGUGGCGCGACGACGGCGGUGUUGUCGGCGCCGCGAAGACGCCGCCGAUGCCGCUGAAGCCGCAGCUGAUGCGGCGGCAGAAACAGGUGCCAGGCUCGCCGGCCAAGACGCCGCAGGUCCGCGAACCCGAGGUGAUCAACGUGUGGGAGCUCAUGGACGGCCUUGACGACAAGGACGAGGACGGCGAGGAGCGGCGCGAGAAGUCGGCCCCAGGAUCGCCCGAGUUCGAUCCGGACGUCAUCGCCGCGUUCCGGAAGGCGCUGGAUGAGAUACCCCCGCCGCCGGACGACCCCGGCAACGAGGAGUGUAUCAAGAAGCCUGGUGACGGCCCGGGCGGGGGCGGCGACGAGGUGGGCGUCAAGAAGCGGGAGAUACAGAGGUUCCCGGGCAUCGUGCGCGCGCGGGUCAGCGCGUUCCAGCAGAGGAUCGACGCGAAGCUCGCCAAGCUGGCGCCUCCGCAGCCGCAGCCGCCGGCUCUGCCGCCCCCGCCGGAUAGCGCCCGGAAGGUGGUGCUGUACCUGACCAGCCUCCGCGGCAUCCGCAAGACGUACGAGGACUGCUGGUCCGCCAAGUCCAUUCUGCAGAGCUACGGCGUGCGCGUCGACGAGCGCGACCUGUCGAUGCACUCGGGGUUCAAGGACGAGCUCCACGCCGCGCUGGGCUCCACCAGUGCGGGCAGCAGGCUCCCGCAGGUGUUCGCGGACGGCAGGCACCUGGGCGGCGCCGAGGAGAUCCGCCGGAUGCACGAGGCCGGCGAGCUGUCGAAGGCGCUCGAGGCCUGCGAGAUGGCGCCCCCGCCGAGCUCCGGCGGCAAGGGCAUUGCCCUGGAGGCGUGCUCCGGCUGCGGCGGCGUGCGGUUCGUGCCCUGCGAGGAGUGCUCCGGCAGCUGCAAGGUGUUCCUCGAGGAGGUGGGCACCUUCAGGCGGUGCCCCGAGUGCAACGAGAACGGGCUAGUGCGGUGCCCUCUGUGCUCCUUGUGAAAAUCUCAGAAGCCGCUGUGGGUUAUGGGAUUUUUGUUAGUGUGGGUUUGUAAGAUUUUGCUGAGGAGUGCGUAUUUGUCGUUCUAGCUGCGGGUUUGUACAGAAGUUACACGCAUGUGUAACUUUAUUAGGACUGAUGAAGCAACUGAUGACCGUAUUUAUGUUUUGUUGA
Molecule: messenger RNA, 2229 nt
Organism: Sorghum bicolor (sorghum)
Lineage: Eukaryota; Viridiplantae; Streptophyta; Magnoliopsida; Poales; Poaceae
Exons: 1
Coding region: 915-2057 (380 amino acids)
Source: RefSeq, a predicted model, not a curated record